AACAAAAUAUAAGUAGUAACAUCCAUGAGGAACUCCAUAUCCAUCACCCUCUAUUAAUUCACUCAUAUCCUUUGAUUUGAAACUUACAACUUCUGAAAUCUCUUUUCAUCAGAAGAAAAAAACAGAAACUUCUGCAAUCACUGGAAAAGCUAUGCCAACCUCAGACGAUGUGUGCGAUCCACCUCUAGCAGAGAGUUACCAAGCACUGUUUCAUGACUCCGAAAAGAUUGGACAACAUUCAUACGACCAAGAUCAAGGGAUAAGAGAAUGUGAGCUUCCACUGAUAGACUUGAGAGGUCUAAGGAGCAGCGAUGGAGAUGAGAGACGGGCUUGCGUAGAAGCAAUAGCCGAAGCAUCCUCAGAGUGGGGCUUCUUCCAAGUGCUGAACCAUGGGAUCAGUAGAGAACUCCUAGAAGAGAUGAGAAGAGAGCAGAUGAAGCUGUUCAGAACGCCUUUCGAGAAAAAGAUAAGCUCCAGGCUAUUGAAUGAUUCUUAUAGGUGGGGUAAUCCAACAGCUACUUCUCUGAAACAGUUCUCAUGGUCAGAAGCCUUUCAUGUUCCUCUUGCACAGAUUUCAGAUAAGAACUGCUGCUAUGGAGAAUUUAGUUCUCUGAGGGAGGUUAUGGAGAAGCUUGCUGGUGCAAUGUCGGAGCUUGCCCACAUACUAGCCGGUGCUCUAGCCGAGAAUUUGGUUCACAACAGCCACGGAUUUCCGGAUAACUGCAACAAAAACACAUGCUUCCUUCGUCUGAAUCGAUAUCCUCCAUGUCCCUUCUCACCAGAAGCCUUCGGUUUGCCACCUCACACUGACAGCGACUUCCUCACUAUCCUUCAUCAAGAUCAGGUUGGCGGACUGCAACUGAUGAAGGAAUCCAAAUGGGUUGCUGUCAAGCCAAAUCCUGAUGCACUUAUUGUCAACAUUGGAGACCUCUUCCAGGCAUGGAGCAAUGACAUUUACAAGAGCGUGGAGCACAAGGUGAUGGCCAAUGGGAAGAUAGAGAGGUACUCCAUAGCCUACUUCCUCUGCCCAUCAUAUGGUUCUACCAUAAGGAGCUACGAGGAGCCCUCCCUAUACGAGAGCUUCACCUUUGGGGAAUUUAGGCAGCAAGUGCAAGAGGAUGUCAAGAGAUUUGGACAGAAGGUAGGACUUCCAAGAUUCCUCCUAUAG
Messenger RNA from Elaeis guineensis (African oil palm), 1168 nucleotides. Its product is annotated as gibberellin 2-beta-dioxygenase 6-like. Lineage: Eukaryota; Viridiplantae; Streptophyta; Magnoliopsida; Arecales; Arecaceae. The record is from RefSeq and is a predicted model, not a curated record.